AUGCUCGCGUCUCUGAUGCAGCUCCAGGCUUCAGGGCUAUGUGCACUCAGGCACCAAGCGCCAAGCCAGCGGGCUGCCGGGGCUACACCCCCAUCGACUCUGCCCGCGCCGCAGCCGACCUCCGCGAGCUUCGGGCCGCGACGCCCGCCGCGGAGGCUCGCCAACAAGUCCGGGAGGAUUUGCAAAGCUUUUGGUCAAGGCUCCGUCGCCUGCGCCGCGGACGUCGGUCGAGCCGUCAUCGAGACAGUGGCAGUCGUGGCAGUCGAAGCCGCUCGGAUACUCGCCGUGAGAAGCGUCGUCGACGUCGCCGGCGUGCGGAGCGCAAAGGCUCCUCCAGGUCCAGCGCGAGCCCGCCAGGCCAUCGGCAUGGACGUGAAAGCAGUGAGAGCAUAUCGCGGCGAAGCGCUUCGCACAGCCCUAAAAAGCGUUAAGGUAGAAUCUGUGAACUUCUGA
Molecule: messenger RNA, 453 nt
Organism: Symbiodinium sp. CCMP2592
Lineage: Eukaryota; Dinophyceae; Suessiales; Symbiodiniaceae
Source: the annotation of a GenBank genome assembly